Messenger RNA from Hipposideros armiger (great roundleaf bat), 3906 nucleotides. It is a transcript of the gene WDR41, whose product is annotated as WD repeat domain 41. Gene Ontology annotation, cellular component: lysosomal membrane. The transcript is spliced from 13 exons. Bases 299 to 1678 code for a protein of 459 amino acids. The record is from RefSeq and is a predicted model, not a curated record. Gene Ontology annotation, biological process: regulation of autophagy. Lineage: Eukaryota; Metazoa; Chordata; Mammalia; Chiroptera; Hipposideridae. Gene Ontology annotation, molecular function: protein binding.
CACUCGGUGCUGUGCGCGCCUCGGAAGCCUUGAGCCACCCUGGCUUUCGGCUGCUGCUGCUCCUCGGUGGCUCUCCCAAAGCAAGCCUCUGUGGCUGGCUACGGCAGCGCUUUGGGGACAAAAAUCUUCCCGCGUCUGUGGGCUCUGCUUUGCACGGCUUCGUUCCGUAGGCCGAUCUGGGGCGGCAAGUGUUAGCGUCUCCACUGCUCUGCUACCUAAGACAUAGGAGGAGGCUGAGCCCCACGCAGAGUUCGGGCUGACUUGGGCCUGAGCCCAGCGGGACGCCGUCCUUACCCGGAUGUUGCGAUGGCUGAUCGGGGGAGGCCGAGAACCUCAGGGACUGGCCGAGAAAUCUCCUGUACAGACAAUAGGCGAAGAACAAACCCAGAACCCCUACACUGAACUGCUUGUACUGAAAGCUCAUCAUGACAUUGUACGAUUUCUGGUACAGUUAGAUGACUACAGAUUUGCAUCUGCUGGUGAUGAUGGAAUUGUAGUUGUAUGGAACGCCCAGACGGGAGAAAAACUUUUGGAACUCAGUGGACACACUCAAAAGAUAACAGCUAUUACUACAUUUCCUUCCUUGGAAGCUUGUGAAGAAAAAAAUCAACUGAUCUUGACAGCCUCUGCUGAUAGAACAGUUAUUGUAUGGAAUUGUGAUACUGGCAGACAAGUUCAGAAAGUAUCAUACUUCCAGUCUACUGUAAAGUGUUUAACUGUUCUUCAGAGACUAGAUGUUUGGCUGUCUGGUGGGAAUGACCUAUGUGUGUGGAACCGAAAAUUUGAUCUCCUGUGUAAGACUAGUCACCUUUCUGAUACAGGGAUCAGUGCUUUGAUUGAAAUACCUAAGAACUGUGUUGUGGCAGCAGUUGGCAAAGAAUUGAUUAUUUUCAGGUUGGUAGCACCCACAGAAGGAUCACUAGAAUGGAACAUUCUUGAAGUUAAGCGUCUCCUUGAGCACCAGGAUAAUAUUCUCUCAUUGGCUAAUGUCAAUGAUUGGCGUUUUGUAACUGGCUCCCAUGUGGGAGAGCUCAUCAUCUGGGAUAUCAUGGACUGGACGGUGCAGGCCUGUGAACGAAACUUCUGGGACCCAUCUCCGCAGCUGGACACCCAGCAAGAAAUAAAACUCUGUCAAAAACCAAAUGACAUUUCUAUUCAUCAUUUCACAUGGGAUGAAGAGAAUGUAUUUGCUGCAGUCGGAAGGGGUUUGUACGUGUAUAACCUUCAAAUGAAGCGUGUGAUCGCCUGCCAGAAAACGGCUCAUGACUCCAGUGUCCUGCACCUUGCCAAGCUUCCAAACAGGCAGUUAAUCUCAUGCUCAGAAGAUGGCAGUGUACGCAUUUGGGAGUUACGAGAAAAACAGCAGCUUGCCGCUGAACCAGUACCAACAGUUUUUUUUAACAUGUGGGGAUUUGGAAGAGUGAACAAACAAGCCAGCCAACCUGUUAAAAAGCAACAAGAAAAUGCCACUUCAUGUUUACUGGAGCUUAUUGGAGAUUUGAUUGGACACUCGUCAUCUGUAGAGAUGUUUCUAUACUUUGAAGAUCAUGGCCUAGUGACAUGUUCUGCUGAUCACCUCAUUAUUUUGUGGAAAAAUGGAGAACGAGAAUCUGGAUUGCGCAGUUUAAAAUUAUUUCAAAAAUUAGAGGAGAAUGGUGACUUAUAUCUUGCUGCCUAGUUUAAGGACUUCAGGAUACGUAUGAAUGAACCUUGAACAUCAAAUAGAGGGUAAUACUCUGAAAUCCAUUAAUGUAGUGAUCACUUAAAUGUGUAAUGUGUAUUUUUUUUUCUUGUCGCUCCAAAAACGCUGUUUGAAUUUUUGUGGGCAUGGAAACCAGCAACAGAUUGCUUCUUAGGUAUUAGUACAUCUACCAAUGAAUAUACCUCAAGUAUUUUAGCAAAUUUUCACAUCACAGUAAAAAUAUACAGAAUUAAAUUAUUCCACAGUGUCCCUAUAGGCAAUUAAAAUUGUUUUUGCUUUAAAAAAAUUCUACACAAGAAAUUACAAGCUUAUGUUUAAGAAGGAGAAUAGUAGUCAGAACCUCUGAAAUUAGUAUAAUUUUAUCUCGAAUUAAAUUCCUAUCCAAAGUGAAUAUUUUAACUACACCUGUUCAUUCCCUUAAAAAUAUAUUUAAUGAACCUACUUUUAAGGAAAUAAACAUGAUAAUUCCAGAAGAUAUUUGGGAGAAAAAUGGAAAAAACCCACUGAAGAACAGGUAGGAUGCAGUGUAUCUGAAUUUAAACCUGAGAUCUCCAGGAGAUGGCGCCUUCCCUGUAGGAAAUGAAGAUCCUGUAGUAGCUGCGCUUGGCGCUGCUGUGGACGUGGUGAGUUCUGCGAGUGCCUUAGUUUGCACGGAGACCUUGUGAAGAGGUGCAGGUAGAGAGGACAGUCAAGUUGUGGCAUUAAUUAGAAGGUUUUAUUAUUUGGUUUUCUUUAGAGCCCGCUGAUGAUAUAUUUAAAUACAUCCGUUCUCCUACACAUUCCCCUGGUCUUUAGUAAUUAUCAAUGUUCUUGUUCUAUAGAACAAACCUAAAUCUCUCACUGUUUAACUACAACCUUUUUUUGUUUGUUUGCCAAAUAAUUUGUUUAAGUCAUUUUUUAGUUUUAGUUCUAGCUACUAAAAUGCCUAUAGACUCAAAUUAAUAGCAAUCUUAUGAAGGCGUACUCUUCCCCCAGUGUGAACUGGCUGAACAGCUAUUGGCUGGAUUGGUGCUACACCAGCAGCUGCCCCUUACCUAGGCCAGUGAAGAGUUACAGUGUUUCCAAAGUCAGAGACGGCAGCCCGAAGUGCCCCAUCCAUCUCACCACCGACGCCAAUAUGAAGUACUUGAGAAAGGCUUCACUUGCAGUGGCCACUGAGAGGUUUAGUCACCUUUAUCACCCACUGGCUUAUAUCAGAGCACUCUUUCCCUUCUGGUACUAAAGAAUAAAAGUUAAAAAGCGUUCCACACAUUAAAAAAUGGGUGAGUUUAAUUGUGGAGUUAAAACUGCUGAGGAAAGAAUCCUAUGAAAGUAAGUGCAAGGUGAUGGAUAUGUCAGGACUGAUUUUUUCCAGGACACUUUCUCAGAUUUAUUUGUUCAUCUCUCUCUCUUUCACACACACUCGAUGGAAUCUUUGUAAAGUGCUGUUUUUACUAGUUUUACCUUUUACCUCCACAAACUGCUCACAAAGACUGGAAGAGCUAAGGCCACCUGUGCCAGACCAUGCCAUAAUGUUAUAAAAUGAGGAAACUGAGGCCCAGACAGGUAAGGCCUUGCAAUUUGUUAGCUCUAGUCCAUUAUCAUUGGGCAGCUUUCAAAAUAGAAAUUGAAGAGGACUGGAAUAAGAGAGAAAGGCUUACAUGACUACCACUGGAGGAAAACUGAAGACUAUGAGUAGGAAAAGGAGCAAUUCAUUUUAGCCCACUAAUGGUUGGUACUGUGGAGUCUAAUCAUUCAUCCUGAAAUUGGAGCCCGGGCCAGUAGCGUCCCUCCACCAGGCAGACAUGCUUUCUGGUCUGAGUGCGUCAGAUGGUUGAUCAGUUUGAUUAAGUAUCUGAGAAUCAUUUUCAGGCUCUUAAUUUUUCUCUAUAGAUGGACUUGACUCCAUUACUAGCUAGCGUUUUCUUGUGUUAUUUAAGGUAUAUUUAAUGAAGGUAUAUUUAAUGAAUUUUAUUUCCUAAUCUGUUCUGGGCUAGUAUUUUGUGAUAGUAAUCUAUUCACAUGGUGUGAUACAAGCCACAGGUGAGUUUUGGGAGCAAAUAAUAAGCACCACUGUAAAUCCCUCUGUUAGACUGUAGUUAGUUUUCUGCCUGGGGAAACUCAUAUGUUUAGAGGGAAGCCUCCAACCCAUUCACUGGACUUAAUGGUUUUUGCUUUCAUGAAUGCCCUAAUUUAGAAGAAUACAGUUAUAAUUGAGGUCAACA